Molecule: messenger RNA, 1768 nt
Organism: Cuscuta europaea
Lineage: Eukaryota; Viridiplantae; Streptophyta; Magnoliopsida; Solanales; Convolvulaceae
Source: the annotation of a GenBank genome assembly
UCUUAAAUCUAACCCAGUUCAGCAACUUAAACCUAACAUGCCCUAUCCAAACUUACUCCCUCCUUCGGCCGCCACAUUCAUCCGUACAUCGAGCACCUCGCAAGCCAUCGUUCUUCCGCUGACCAUCGUCCGUGCGCUAUUCCGGCUGAGGUAAAACCAAAGAAUCUCAAACCACGUCUACCAUCGUUUCGUGAUUUUGGUUUAUCCCCUGCAUCCUCGUCGUCUUAUUGUGAUUUUAUUGAACGGUUAGUCAGGGCAGGAAUGCAUCCACACCAAGAAUAUACCACCAGCACUGUAUAUCUCUUCUUGUCGUACAGUAACAAUGUACGUCAUGAUGAAGGUUACUCUCUGCAUGCCAUUGAUAUUUGUGUGUCUGAUGAACAAGGUUUGGUGGUUGAAUCUCCACGCUUACUUGUGCGACUUCCUCUCCAAAAUCGACCGGGCAUGGUAUGUGCUAAAUUAGGCUCCAAGUUUUACUUCCUCGGAGGUGAGAAACGUGACGUUCUGGUAGGUGACAACCGUCCAUCAGACGUGUUUGUGUAUGACCCCACCAACACAUCCAUGAAUGCAAAAGAUUCUGCUUAUAGAGUGGUUGGUGGUGUAUCAAUGAAUUAUGGAAAAGCGGAUCCUACCACAUUUGAAGUGAACGGAAAGUUAUAUGUGCUUGGGUGUCGCUACACCAAAAACGUUGAUGAACACUCCCUCUUUGAGGAAUACGACCCUGUGAAAAAUGGCUGGACCAACUUGGAAGUUACUCCUGCUAGAGGUGAUGAAAUAUAUGACUGUCUUUCCAGUUUUGUUGUCAGUCCAUGUAGAGUUCUUAUUUCAGCUGCUUUUGGAUUUGUGUGGUCUCAAUGGGUUAUCUUGAUAUUCAAUCCUCAAACUUAUGAGUGGACAAAUACUAUUAACACAGAUACCAAAUUUGAUCCUUGUUUUUUUGUGGAGGAUAGUUUUUAUGGACGUGAAGGCAUUUAUGGACUAUUCAAAUUAGGUCCUUUCACGUUUAGUGAGGAUUAUCAGCUCUUCCAUGUUCGAAAAGCAUCUUCUAUAGAUUGGGGAGAUACUUCGCCCAUAUCGUGGCCAUUCUUCUGUUUCCCUCCACCACUUAUUUGUCAUCUAUAUGAUAGGUGCUUUUGUGUCAUCAUAGAAUCAGAUGUUUUGUUGGUGAAUGGAGCUCCACCACAUCCCAAUCCCCGCUGUCUGGAAAUCAUUAUAUAUAAGGAGCUCCAGGGAGAUCAAACAUGUUUUAAGCUUCAAUUCCUGCACCAUUCCUUCAUCCAAAUGGAUACAGCCUUCAACUGCAUCAGUAUACUCGAGAGUUGCCAUGUUGUGAGCUCUGGAGGGAAGAACAAGCGGAUCUUGGUCGGUGACAAGAAUGUUGAAUCUAACUUGGAAUAUGAGAACAAGGUUGAUGACAAGAAAAUUGGAACUAAUCUGUGCUGAAUCAACAAGUUGGGUAAAAGGAUUUCCAAGCAAGGAAUGUUAUGAUAUUUUGGAGUUAUUAUCUUGCUAUGUAAUAUUAAAUCAUAGAUUUAAAUUACGAUAUUUGUUUUAUUUGAAAUGGAUUCAUACGAGUUAUUAUGAAAUGUAAUAUUAAAUCAUAAAUCAUAGAGUUAUUUUGAAAUGGUGUGAAACAGAUUGCACACCUAGGGAUGAGACAGUUAUUUCUCAUGUAUCAAGUAUCAACACAUAAAUUAGACUUUUUUUAUGGUCACAUUACAUAAAGUAGACUUAAUAAUGAAAUUUUACAUAUUUACAAACUAUAUAA